AUGUGGGGCUCAUCACAACAGGUCCUGGAGUUCCCGGGGCCCCAGAAGAUCCUCAAAACACUUGGUUCGCUCUUGCUAUCCUCAACUGCGGAGGAAAGGACUCCGGGAACUCUGCGAUCUUGCCCUCGGUCCGACGUCAGCUGCCAGGCCAGGUAUAAUGGCCAAGAUACCUGUUGCUUUAACUAUCCAGGCGGCCAGAUGCUACAAACGCAAUUCUGGGACACCGACCCUGCAGUUGGUCCCGAUGACUCUUGGACCAUUCACGGGCUUUGGCCUGAUCAUUGCGACGGCGGUUUCGAUCAAUUCUGCGAUUCCAAGCGGAAGUACAGCAACAUCUCGCUAAUCUUAGUGGAUUCUGGUCGCGGAGAUCUGCUUGACUACAUGAGCGAGUACUGGAAGGACUUCCGUGGCGAUGACGCUACCCUGUGGGAGCAUGAGUGGAACAAACACGGUACCUGUGUCAGCACCCUUGAGCCACACUGCUACGAGGAUUAUCUCCCUCAGCAGGACGUGGUAGACUACUUUGAUAAGGCAGUAGAGAUCUACCAGCAGAGGCCAUCAUACAAGUUCCUUGCCGACGCUGGUAUCGUCCCAUCGAAUCGUCAAACCUAUGCACGGGAGGAUAUCGAAAACGCGCUGGAGCGUGGACAUGGUGCACCCGUUACCAUUCACUGUCGAAGAGGCAUAUUCAACGAGAUCUGGUACCAUUUCAAUAUUGCCGGUAGUUUGCAGGCCGGGCAAUUCGUCACCGCAGAUCCUGAUGGUCAGAAAUCAAACUGCCCCGCUCGUGGUAUCCACUAUCCGCUUAAGCGGGCCCAGAAGGACCCAUCCAAGACCACCACCAGCCAUGGAUCGGAGCCGACGGACCCAGGAACUCCAUUUACUGGCAGGGGAAACUUGCUGGUAUCGACUCUAAACCAAAGACGUGGCUGUAUCAUCAGCAAAGGAACAUGGUAUCAAUCUGGGACUUGUGCUACUUUCCGAGCAGAGAAGGAAUCAGAUGAUACAUUCACUCUGAAAUCAAGCAAAGGACCAUGCUCCUUUGACGAGGGUAUCUUGAGCUGUGGAGAUCAUGUUGAUAUCCCUAGCGCCUUUACGGCCGAGGAGGACAAACUUGCUUAUGAAGGUAAAACAACCUUUUACGCAGACAAGCCACCCAAGGGCUUCACACAGAGCACCGUCUACUCCGACCAGGAAUCCCACCCGAUUGAGAUUGAGAUUACGUGGAAGGCGUAG
Molecule: messenger RNA, 1236 nt
Organism: Penicillium pulvis
Lineage: Eukaryota; Fungi; Ascomycota; Eurotiomycetes; Eurotiales; Aspergillaceae
Product: T2 family ribonuclease
Exons: 6
Coding region: 1-1236 (411 amino acids)
Biological process (GO): RNA catabolic process
Cellular component (GO): extracellular region
Molecular function (GO): RNA binding; ribonuclease T2 activity
Source: RefSeq, a predicted model, not a curated record